Pyrus x bretschneideri (Chinese white pear) is the source of this 1784-nucleotide messenger RNA. RefSeq names its product squalene synthase 2. The record is from RefSeq and is a predicted model, not a curated record. Gene Ontology annotation, cellular component: endoplasmic reticulum membrane. Bases 86 to 1324 code for a protein of 412 amino acids. Gene Ontology annotation, biological process: farnesyl diphosphate metabolic process; lipid biosynthetic process. The transcript is spliced from 14 exons. Gene Ontology annotation, molecular function: squalene synthase [NAD(P)H] activity. Lineage: Eukaryota; Viridiplantae; Streptophyta; Magnoliopsida; Rosales; Rosaceae.
AAAUUCCCACCUCCCAAAUCCAACCUCUCGCCCUCGGAUUUCAAAUUCUGCGAUUUGGGUUUUGAUCUCCUGUCCAGACCGAAAAAUGGGUGCCUUGUCGACCAUGCUCAAACACCCCGAUGACAUUUACCCGCUUCUGAAGCUCAAAAUUGCAUCGAGGCAAAUCGAAAAGCAGAUCCCGGCAGAGCCCCAUUGGGCUUUCUGCUACACGAUGCUCCAGAAGGUCUCUCGUAGUUUCGCUCUCGUUAUUCAACAGCUCGGUACAGAGCUCCGCAACGCUAUCUGUCUAUUUUACCUGGUUCUUCGAGCUCUAGACACUGUCGAGGAUGAUACAAGCGUUGCAACAGAUGUCAAAGUCCCUAUCUUGUUAGCAUUUCAUCGGCACAUAUAUGAUCCCGAUUGGCAUUUUGCAUGUGGUACAAAGAAUUACAAAGUUCUCAUGGACGAGUUCCAUCAUGUUUCAACUGCUUUUUUGGAACUCGGGAAAGGUUAUCAGGAGGCAAUUGAGGAUAUUACCAAAAGAAUGGGUGCAGGAAUGGCAAAAUUUAUCUUGAAGGAGGUAGAAACCAUUGAUGACUAUGAUGAAUACUGCCACUAUGUGGCAGGACUUGUUGGUUUAGGUUUGUCCAAGCUCUUCCAUGCUGCUGGUAAGGAAGAUUUGGCCUCAGACUCUCUCUCAAAUUCAAUGGGCUUAUUUCUUCAGAAAACAAACAUCAUUCGGGAUUAUUUGGAGGAUAUUAAUGAGAUACCAAAGUCACGCAUGUUUUGGCCACGCCAAAUCUGGAGUAAAUAUGUCAAUAAACUUGAGGACUUGAAAUAUGAGGAAAACUCAGAGAAGGCAGUGCAAUGCUUAAACGACAUGGUAACUAAUGCUUUGAUACAUAUGGAAGAUUGCUUGAAGUACAUGGCUGCAUUAAGAGAUCCUGCUAUAUUUAAAUUUUGUGCCAUCCCUCAGAUCAUGGCAAUUGGCACCCUAGCAUUGUGCUACAACAACAUUGAGGUCUUCAGAGGCGUAGUCAAAAUGAGGCGAGGUCUUACAGCAAAAGUUAUUGACAGAACAAAAUCAAUGGAUGAUGUCUAUGGUGCUUUCUUUGAUUUUUCUUCCAUUCUAAAGUCUAAGGUUGACAAGAAUGAUCCUAAUGCAACAAAAACAUUGAGCAGAGUGGAAGCGGUACAGAAAUUAUGUAGAGACUCUGGAGCUCUGAGCAAAAGAAAAUCUUACAUUGCCAACCACGAACAAAGCUACAGUUCAACUCUGAUUGUGGCGUUGUUUAUUAUAUUGGCAAUCAUUUACGCUUAUCUCUCUGCUAGCCCAAGAAUCUAAUGUUUUGCAUUUCCUGAAUAUUCUUCAACAAAAAUGGCUGGUUACAAAAGUACAUGCCUCAUUGAUUACAUUAGUUUCUUAUGCAUGCAAUAAUGGAAGUGCCGCUGCUGCCGUUGUAUAUUCGAUAUACAGUUGCCCUGAAAUAUGCCGGAGCUUUCGACACCAUUUAGCAUAGGUACUGUUGCCAAACCUUUGGGAGUUCUUUGGAGGAGUUUAGAAGCUAAGACAUCGUUCCACUUUGAAAAAGAAGAGAAUACCUUUUUAUAUGGAAGUAAUGUAGAUUUAUUAUUAACUUGGGAUGUUCCGGUCCAAAUUUAUCAUUAAGUAAGUUUGCUUGGACUCUCGCUUUUAGCCGCGUUUUCAACCAAAAGUAAUGUAGAAUUUGAUUCUUGUAUACAAUAAUGGCAAUGCUUAUUUGGUAUUCUAUACCCAAUGCUAAGACGCUUCAUUUGUUUUGUCA